Molecule: messenger RNA, 576 nt
Organism: Strongylus vulgaris
Lineage: Eukaryota; Metazoa; Nematoda; Chromadorea; Rhabditida; Strongylidae
Source: the annotation of a GenBank genome assembly
AUGCAACUUACCAGCCACAGGUUACCGCACGCGCAUGCUCCAAAAACCGGAGAGGCUACUAAAGCGCUGAGAAAGUUUAUGGAAUCCCAGCGCGAUCCCACAAAUGACCCUGUUGUCUUAUGGCUGAAUGGUGGUCCUGGAUGCAGCUCAUUGGGUGGACUCCUUGAAGAACUUGGACCUUUUCAUAACAAUAAUGACAAUGGCACAACUCUUUACGAAAAUGUAGCUAAUGUGCUAUUCUUGGAAGCACCCGUUGGUGUAGGCUUCUCAUACACGGAUGAUUCUAACUACAAUUGGUCCGAUGAUACCACUGCUGAUAAUAAUGCACAAGCUGUGAAAUACUUUUUCGACGAGGUAUUUCCUCAAUACAAGAAUAAUGAAUUCUUCAUUACUGGAGAAAGUUACGCAGGAGUCUAUGCACCAAUGCUAGCGCUGAGAUUAGUACAAAUGAUCGAUGUUGGGGAUUACAAUGGAAAUUUUAAGUCCGCUUUAUACCAAAUUUCAACUCAAGGAUACAUUUUCAAUUCUCGAGAGCUUUCUGAUAACAACGCAAUUUACAAAUGCGCCUUGUUUUAG